UCCCGCCAUUUCUCUUGCUUCGGAACGGCGAAACACCCAAGACCCACAAAAUAUCUUUGCAGAUUACAGCGAAAGAGAAGCCCAAAAGGCACACGCACGAGAGAGAGAGAGAGAGAGAGAGAGAGAGAGAGAGAGAGAGAGGGAGAGAGAGAGAGAGAGAUGGCAAGGGCUUUGGAGCCUCUGACAGUUGGGAGAGUGAUUGGGGAUGUGAUUGACCCGUUCACCCCAAGCAUAAGAAUGAGUGUGAGAUUCAGUGGGAAGCAAGUGAAUAAUGGGCAUGAGCUCUACCCUUCCUCCGUUGCCGCCAGACCCAGGGUUGAGAUUCAUGGGGGUGAUAUGAGGUCCUUCUUCACUCUGGUCAUGACAGAUCCAGAUGUUCCGGGUCCGAGUGAUCCUUACUUGAGAGAGCACCUUCACUGGAUUGUUACUGAUAUUCCUGGAACUACGGAUGCCACAUUCGGAAGGGAAGUGGUGAGCUACGAGAUCCCGAGGCCGAACAUAGGGAUCCACCGGUUCGUCUUCAUCCUCUUCAGACAAAAACGGCGACAGCAAAUUAGCCAACCUUCUUCAAGAGACUGUUUUAGCACCCGCAACUUCGCCGCCGAGAAUGACUUUGACCUUCCGGUCGCAGCUGUUUACUUCAACGCCCAGAGGGAAACCGCCGCGAGAAGACGCUGAUCUGAACACCCUCUCUCUCUCUCUCUCUCUCUCUCUCUCUCUCUCCCUCUCGCAUUUGCACUUCAAAGUCCGUCCAUGGCUCUUGUUGUAACACAAAUAACCAUGAGAACUGAACUUUCU
Rhodamnia argentea is the source of this 798-nucleotide messenger RNA. Its product is annotated as protein TERMINAL FLOWER 1-like. The record is from RefSeq and is a predicted model, not a curated record. Gene Ontology annotation, biological process: vegetative to reproductive phase transition of meristem; negative regulation of flower development. The transcript has 5 exons. Lineage: Eukaryota; Viridiplantae; Streptophyta; Magnoliopsida; Myrtales; Myrtaceae. The coding region runs from base 160 to 678 and encodes 172 amino acids. Gene Ontology annotation, cellular component: cytoplasm; nucleus.